AUGUCCAGCAUUCCAAGUACUGUGAAACCUCAGGCUGGUCCCGCGAAUCCGUUAGAGGUGACAGUGGAGAUCCUCCCCCGUUCUUCAUAUAGGAUCAAGCAUCUUCCUGGAGGACCUCGGGCAGUGGCUAGGUGGAGCACAACCUUCAUUCCCACUCUCAUUUCUGCUAUCGGAGACCAGGAAGAAGUCUGGGGUCGUAUCAAGUCGGAAGCAACGUUCCACGCUACUAUACAGGACACCUGGGAUGCUGUCUAUGAAGAUAUCCCCCAUAUCGUCACGAAUGAUGGACCCGUUAUAGCUAUAGCUCUGCAACGGCUAUCAGAGUGGCGCAAUUGCAUUGGCACCACGGCUGUCACGGUAUACACAAACUUCCUGUCGUUGCAAGAUGAUGUCAAGACUGAUGAAGAUCGCAAAGCAUUUUCCGAGAGCUUACUUGUCAAGUUAGCAUUCCUGUAUGGGAACAUCCCGGAGGAAGGGAAAUUGGAGAACCCUUUCGAGUCUGAGCUUAUCAUUCAGGUACUCACACAGCACGCAUGCGCUACUUUGGGUGCUAUUGGCGACCAUCACACAACAGCGCAUGCAAAAGGUGCACUCAGCCUUUGCACUGCAGCGGCAUGUAUCUUCCUGCCCUCUCUUCACAGCACGGCUAAUUAUUUCCUCGAAUUGGAGGCGAACAGUAAAGGCAAGGCCGUCAAGGUCCCUCACUCUCUCAACAAGUCCUCGGGCAAGAUCAGCGGCUCUCGAAAGGCGUUCUCGGACACUAAUUUCGGUGUAAUGACCAGGCGCUACAUGACAUCCAUCAACCGCCUACAAGACUCAGUCAUCCAGGAUAUCUGGGAACAGGCGAAGGAGAUUGCCUUUAAGAGGCGCGGUGCACCCUCCGCUCCAGACGAAGACUUGGAGGAUGAGCGCGCACUCAUAGGGUUCUAG
Suillus fuscotomentosus is the source of this 930-nucleotide messenger RNA. RefSeq lists its product as uncharacterized. Lineage: Eukaryota; Fungi; Basidiomycota; Agaricomycetes; Boletales; Suillaceae. The transcript has 3 exons. Bases 1 to 930 code for a protein of 309 amino acids. The record is from RefSeq and is a predicted model, not a curated record.